AUGGCUUGGGUCAUGACGACGACGACGGCGACGACGACGACGGGUCUGGCCGCCGUUGGGCCGGCCUGGAGAGACUGCUACAAGCACUACAUUGCUGGAGUCUGGUGGGUGAUUGGUCAUACAGGAAGCAGCACUACCUUUGCCUACUACUCAUGGGUCCAGCGACUCGUCAGCGUUGGGUUUGAAGAGCGAGGCAUCCGAGACUAA
This is a messenger RNA of Trichoderma citrinoviride, 207 nucleotides long. RefSeq lists its product as hypothetical. The transcript is spliced from 2 exons. The coding region runs from base 1 to 207 and encodes 68 amino acids. The record is from RefSeq and is a predicted model, not a curated record. NCBI's taxonomy places the organism in Eukaryota, Fungi, Ascomycota, Sordariomycetes, Hypocreales, Hypocreaceae.